Penaeus chinensis is the source of this 1986-nucleotide messenger RNA. RefSeq lists its product as uncharacterized. The coding region runs from base 295 to 876 and encodes 193 amino acids. The transcript is spliced from 5 exons. The record is from RefSeq and is a predicted model, not a curated record. NCBI's taxonomy places the organism in Eukaryota, Metazoa, Arthropoda, Malacostraca, Decapoda, Penaeidae.
CGAACCACAACAAAAAUAGGAAGGAGCGACGUGGUUGCAGGGUCCUCAUCGCACAGAAAUCUUCCUGCAGAGAACGAGAAUAGUUGAUAUGAUUUGAAAACAACGAAGACCCACAAGGAAAGAUAUAGAGUGUAGACUGUUGUGUAGUCUAAGACUCUAUAAAAGAAGGAAGAAGAAGAAGAAGAGGAGGAGGAAAGGGAGUGAGGUCUUCGGUCCCCUCGCUCCGUCCUGUGGAGAUUUAUUUUUGGGAAGAAUUAGAGGGGUUGGUUAUUUAGUGUUGAAGAAAGCACAAAAAUGAAUCGUCGAAUAUCUACUGCACUGUCAGACUUAGUCUUAGCUUUGUCUGCUGUAUGGGGUUUCCGGAUGCUGAGUGAGAAUCGCACAGCUGACUUCCAGUUUGGGAAAUGGUGGUUUAUGCUGAUGACUAUAGCAGCUUCCCUUGGCGUUGCCAGAUUUGGAGCAUUGUUGCCCAGUUAUGAGGCAGGUAUUGUGAAAUAUCACAUAGUCUUCUCAUGGUUGUGCCGAGCUAUAGGUGUUCCAUGUCUUGCGGCAGAGGUGUGCAAAUACUAUACCUUUACUACAGCUGGACAGGGCUUUUUGUUGAGCGCUGUUGCGACAUUCAUAACAUCUUCACUUCGAAGUAGCUACAAGGAAAAGGUUACGGAUCUGAUAAAUGGAUUAUCAGUUAUCAUGAUUUUAGUGUUGGGUAUAACAGCUGGUAAUGCGUAUCACAUAACAACUAGCGUUCUUUUCAUGUUGUCGGGCAUAGUUGGCGUUGAUGGCAAUAUCGAGAUGAUUAAGUUGCCUCGAGUAGAUGUCUUCCACUAUGUUCUUGUUGGCAUUAAUUGUUUUAUUGUAUGGGGAUUUGAAAACUAAAUUUAUUUUGUUAUAUAUCCUUAGGGAAUAUUAUGAUUUUCAAGAUGUCUCAAAAAGUCUAGUCACAAAUAUCAUGGUUGGCUUUUAAUGGAAUUCCAAAAGGAACACAGGACCAAGUAUUCUUUAGAUUGCAGUUUCAUUACAAAUAAUAGGAAAAUAGAUGAACUCAUUUAUACCUUUAUUUUAUUUUAUGUUUUUUUAUGUUGGAAAAUAGAUAUAUAAACCAUUAUUAUCAAACACACUAUAUUAUGUUCACAUGAGCAGGUUUGCUAUUAGAAUGCUGUACAUAUGUGCAAGGUUGUUAUAAAUUACCCUAAUUCCUUGAUAAAUGCUAUGAGGAAAUUUGUCCAUAUUUGAAAAAUCGCAAAGCUGUCAUAUUUAUAUUUAUUUAUUACUUUUUAAAGUUGUAGAAACAGUUGUAAAAUAUUAGUAGAGAAAAAAAAAUCACUUGUAUUGAUAAAGGAAUUACUAGUUGACUAGACUUCAUGUGAGAACAAUUAAAUGAAAAUUCAAAUAUAAAGUGAAGAAAUAUUUUAUAGGGAAAAGUACAUUUUAUGUAAUCAACAAAUAAUCUAGUUUAGAAUGCAGAAUGUACUUUUCUUGAUGAUGCUGGGAGGGCAUGCCCACUGUGAUUUUAUUAUUAUUUUUUUUUUUCACAUAUAGAUAGCUUGACAACCACUUAGUCACCAAGGAGCCAAUUACUGCUUUCACCCCUUUAUUCCUUGAACUAUUGGAAAGAAAAGUCUUUAAUUUUUUUUUUUUUAAUUCAAGGGUAAACAGGUGAGGCCAAGUAAUUAACUUAUUAGGGACUAAGUGCUUGUGAAUCCAUCUGUGUGUAAACAAAAUUGACAAAAUAGAACUAUAGAGUACAUUGUAAACACUUAUCCCUAAUGGGUCAAAAUAACAGAAUAGGAUAUUUAAGAAAUUGCAUGAGAUUAAUAUCUUAUAAGUUCCAUUGAUAACUGUCUAACCUUGUUAUAAUUUUGUGGUCAUAACAUUUGAGUGUUAAAAGGUUGUUAUCUGUUAAUUGUUAAGGUUGAUGUACAAGCUCUUGAUAUGAAUACUGUAUGGAUAAUUGUGUGUAACCCGAACAAAUAAACAAAAAUAUUG